UAUGAAAGCAUUGGUAAUACGAAAAACGAAGGUUGGUAAAUGCCCAGCUGUCUUGCUGAACAAGCUAUGAAUAACUUGAAGUAACUUCCCCGACCCAGAAAAAUCCAAUUUACAACCAUGGGGAAAGAAUCAGAUCUUCUCAAGGCAGUGAAGGAAAAAGAUACCAGUAAAAUACAGAAACUACUUUCAUCCACUUCAAAACGAAGCAAAGAUGAAAGUUUAAGUUGGAAAAGUGUCGACUCAAGUAACCAAAUGAGAGUUGAGCUGCGGCACAUAGACGUGAAUACUCGAGAGAAAAGCACAGGGUUCACUCCUCUGUCUUUGGCUGUUCUAAAUGGAAUGAAAAGCACAGCUGAGCGUUUAAUCUUCAACUGUGCAGAUGUAAAUGCUCUUGAUGACAAUGGAAACACCCCAUUACACUUGGCUGCCUUUGGAGGUCAUCUAGAUCUGGUAGAGUUAUUACUUCAAAAUGAAGCAGAGGUGAACUCCCAAAACAGUGAUGGCAACACAGCACUGCACCUGGCCAGUGAAAACUACUCUCAUGCACAGAUCAAGAUAAUCAGGACUCUUGUCAAAGCAGGUGCUAAUGUGUGGACUCAGAAUAAACAUGAGCUCACUCCUCUUGAUUUAGGAGCCAGAUUCAAAAGAGAUGGUGCAGUGACGGCGUUACUAGAGUAUGCUCCGACCCUGGUUAGCAACAGAGUGGCCAUCGUCGACGCCGCCAUCAGGGGCCACUACAGUACUGUGGAGAUUCUUCUAGAGCACGGUGUCAGCCCCAACUUGUUGGACGACCACCACGGCAGUUAUCCCUUGCACGAGGCUCUACGUUACAACAGAGCCCACUGAGUCUGGCCCGACUACUGAGACCCCACACACAACACCAAGUAUUGGAACUUUUAAAAGACCAGUACAAGAAAACCCCACGAUUCCCGACAAAGCUGGACCACACAGACUCCCCCAGAACCCCAGACAGAACGACCCCACCUGGCCAUAUCAAAAAUUAUCCCAAACUCCCCAAUGACAUCUCAUGGACACAGAACCGACCUCUAUUCUGCAACUCCUGUACAGAGCGAAAUCCAAAUAGUCACAUCCUUGAUGAUAAUCUGAGAACGUUUUGGGUGGUACCAGUACUUCAUGAUGCUUGGACGAUAUUCGACCUCCAGUCAGAACACAUCAUAACUGGAGUCACUAUUUUUGGCUGGAAUAGUCCACAGAUGAUUAGAACAUUCCAGAUCCAAGUUGCUGACUCACUACAAGGCCCUUGGACUGUCAUGACGUCUCACACCUGUCAACGACUGGGCAGUUCUGAUCCCAAAGAAGAAGCAUUUCCCCAAGACUUCUUUGGCUUCACGUUCCGCAGUCGCUAUCUGCGCCUGUACCUUGUGGACAACCAUGAGGGCAGCCACAUGUGUUUCCAGGGCAUCCAGUUCCACGGAGCCGACUGUCUUGUCGUCGAUACCCUGCAGGCGUGUCAGCUCUCCCCCAUCACUGACGCCAUUAUCCUGCAGGGGUUGAAUACAUGGAAGAAGUUCCUGGACAUCACACCUGAACAAGUGUACGAACUGGUGCCUGAUGCUGCAAAAAAAGCUUCAUUGUUGGAGGCACUGUACAAGGGAAGAAAAGAGAUGUACCCCAUGACAGUUCUGUCGUGGGUCGUCCCACCUGCUACAACAGUGUUUGUCGGAGAGGCCUUGCCGGACUUCAGUGUCCAGUCUGACCCUGGGGUCACGGAGGUCAUUCAGCUGAUAGUUCAAGGUGGGCAGGUUUCGGGAGACACUUGUCGACGCCUUAUACCGGGGCCUGAUGGCAAUCCCUCUACAGCAACAUUUUCUAAUGUGGUCAUCCAACCAGCUGGCCUCUACUCCAUCCUCGUGCAAGGAAUAAACACCAACAUCACUUUAAUGUGUCCCAAACCAGUGGAAGUCCGUCCUGAAGUGAGAUCUGAGAACGACAUCAGUUCUGCCUUUGAUGAGAUUCAGCAAAUGCUCAGUGAGAUGCAAGCCGCUAUUCCUGACCCGAAGUAGUGAACCCAUGGACAUCUCGUUCUAUAUCUUACUCCUUUGUCCAUUUAUUUGUACAGUAUAAUACGGAUAGCUUGAAUUCAUCGGGACCAGCUUCAGUAGUUCGAGGGAUCCAUAGUUUGAGAAAUCCAUAGUUCAAGGGAUAUCUUACAAAUAUAAAGAAGAAGAA
Molecule: messenger RNA, 2190 nt
Organism: Aplysia californica (California sea hare)
Lineage: Eukaryota; Metazoa; Mollusca; Gastropoda; Aplysiida; Aplysiidae
Molecular function (GO): protein binding
Source: RefSeq, a predicted model, not a curated record